This is a messenger RNA of Poeciliopsis prolifica (blackstripe livebearer), 1582 nucleotides long. RefSeq names its product germ cell-specific gene 1-like protein. NCBI's taxonomy places the organism in Eukaryota, Metazoa, Chordata, Actinopteri, Cyprinodontiformes, Poeciliidae. The coding region runs from base 327 to 1211 and encodes 294 amino acids. The record is from RefSeq and is a predicted model, not a curated record. Gene Ontology annotation, cellular component: plasma membrane. The transcript is spliced from 5 exons.
UCCUAAUGACAGCGGCAGCCAGAGGAGAGCACGAGGAGAAAAUCCCACACUGAUGCAAACGAGCAUCAAAUCCUCUGACAACGUGACGUCUGCGCGCGCUCGUGGUGAAUUAGGUGGAAAUGAAUCACUUUGUCUCCUGUCUGAGCGCCUCGCUGGAGACGUAGCCUGUCCGUGGACGGCAUUUGGCAACUUGUCGGGUGUCCAAAUGGGACCGUCUUUCCACCUGGUGCGCUCGCGCGUCUCUCCCGCCUCGCACCCAUGAACCCCUGGGUCCUGCGCGCGCCGCUGACCCCGCUGCCGAGGCUCGUGCAUCCCUCACGCGGACAAUGAAGACGAGGACCCUCCUGUCGGUGGGCCUGAACUUCUUCGCCCUGUUCUUCGCCGUCACUGCCUUCAUCACCACUUACUGGUGCGUGGGGACGCAGCGGGUGCCCAAGCCCAAAUGCAGCAAGCUGCGGACGCACCAGUGCAUCGACUACGGAGUGAACGAAACGGACCCCAACAAGGUGGUGUACAGCUGGGAGACCGGGGACGACAGGUUCCUGUUCCGGCAGUUUCACACCGGCCUUUGGUACUCGUGCGAGGAGAACAUCCACGAUGAAAGUGAAAGAUGCCGAAGUUUCAUCGAUUUAGCUCCUGCAUCAGAGAAAGGAAUGCUGUGGCUUUCUGUGGUUUCUGAGAUGUUGUACAUUUUGCUGCUGAUGGUGGGCUUCAGCCUCAUGUGCAUGGAGCUGGUCCAUUCCAGCAACGUAAUUGAUGGGCUCAAGCUCAACGCCUUUGCUGCUGUGUUCACGGUGCUCUCAGGUCUUCUUGGCAUGGUGGCUCAUGUGAUGUACACGCAGGUCUUCCAGGUCACUGUCAGCCAUGGUCCACCUGACUGGAGACCCUACAACUGGGAUUAUGGGUGGUCUUUCUGCUUGGCAUGGGCAUCUUUCACAUGCUGUAUGGGCGCAUCAGUCACCACCCUCAACUCCUACACAAAGACCGUCAUCGAGUUCAGACACAAGCGCAAGACUUUUGAGCAGACCAUCAGGGAGGAAAACGCACGCGAGGCGUACGGAUACUACCGGAACAACUCCUUGCACUCCAUCUCUAAAUCUGUGGACGUUUACUCCAGUCAGUCCCUAAAAAGCGGCAGGAGGACUCCUAUACCUGCCACCUCGUUAGACUUUGUCGACCUCGCAGGAUCUCUUGGGGAGGAACAAUGCUGAUAUGUUAUUUUUGUUCAACACUGCCUUAACUGAAGCAGAUCAGGCAGCUUCAAGUCACACUUGGAAAUAAACUGGGGAAAAAACGGACAACUCCUGAGAUCCAUGAAUAUACAUGUAUUUUCUUUUUCUUUUUUGUGAAACUGAUUAUAUUGUAACAUAUAAAGAAAUGUUGAGUUCACCCAUACAACUGGAGUGAGUGUCUUCCGGUUUCUCACGGCCCUGGAAUGGAUCAGAUUGAAAGACCAGAACAAACUAACUGGGUUUUCAAUGUGGUGAACUCUAAAUCAUAAGGGUUUUUCUGCAGUGUUGAAAGCAAAGAUAUAACAGAUCUAAAAGCUAAACCACAUCUCUGAAAAAAGCAGGUUUUAUAG